AUGAACACAAACGCCAUUGCAGGCACAAGGAGACCUUGUUUCAUCGAAGAAGACGAUGACCGGGCCUCCCUGGCCGACAUGGAGGCUGGUUUCCCCACCAGCCACCACCACCACCAGAACCACGUGUUUUACUCUCGGCCUCUAUAUUACUUGUGGCAGAGUAGCUUCAAGAGCCUUCCGACAACGUCGUUUACUUCCUUCUUUUCUUGUUCGUCCUCAUUUUUGCCCAGAUUUGGCACCGAGAGGUUCUACGACGCCAGGUUUAAAGAGCACCAUCCCCAUUUCCUUGAGGCUUGCUUCCUCUGCAAGAAGCCUCUCACUGAUAACAAGGAUAUUUUCAUGUACAG
Messenger RNA from Morus notabilis, 347 nucleotides. RefSeq lists its product as uncharacterized. The record is from RefSeq and is a predicted model, not a curated record. NCBI's taxonomy places the organism in Eukaryota, Viridiplantae, Streptophyta, Magnoliopsida, Rosales, Moraceae. The transcript has a single exon. The annotation marks the transcript as partial.